CAUUUGAUUGCAGUGAAGAGAGAUUACCAGGGGCUGAGGACAGCUCACAUCAGCAAAUGUUUGGGGAAAAUGUCGGUGCUUAAUCAGUCUGAAGGAGAGGAUCUAACACUGGGAUUCAUUCCGAUUUCAACAACCUGCCUUGCAUUUAACUCUGACUCCAUAUAGUGAGCUGUUCCUACACACCAUGGACAAAAACAUAACAGGAGGACAACUGAGCAAAGAGCACUGAGUAUUUAUGAAUAUACUGAUGGACUACACAAGAUGGAUUGUUCGCUGAAAUGGCAAGAAUGGUGACGGUAAGAUUUUACUAAGAUACUGACAGAGACAACUACAAGAACUCACGAUUACAUGAUGAAUGUCACAGAACACCAUCGUUUCAUCUCUGUUAGCUAUAACAGCAACCUCAGUACUGCAGAAACUCUGAGACACGUCAACAAAGUCUCAGGUCUCAAUGACUCUUCAACGGGAUGUUACGAGCAGCUCCUCAUCUCCACUGAGGUUUUCCUCACGCUGGGUAUUGUCAGUUUAUUAGAGAACAUCCUUGUGAUAGCUGCGAUAAUCAAGAACAAAAAUCUCCACUCUCCCAUGUACUUCUUCAUUUGUUCUCUGGCUGUGGCUGACAUGCUGGUUAGCGUUUCCAACGCCUCAGAAACCAUUGUCAUCGCCCUGAUUAAUGGUGGCAACCUUAGCAUCUCUGGGUUGCAUAUAAAGAGCAUGGACAAUGUGUUUGAUUCCAUGAUCUGCAGCUCACUGCUAGCGUCCAUUUGUAGUCUUCUGGCGAUCGCCAUAGACCGUUACAUCACCAUAUUCUAUGCGCUGCGCUACCAUAACAUUGUGACGGUCAAAAGAGCGCUGGCGGUGAUUGCAUGCAUCUGGCUGUGUUGCGUGGCGUCCGGCGUGCUCUUCAUCAUCUACUCGGAGAGCACAACCGUCCUCAUCUGCCUCAUUACCAUGUUCUUCACCAUGCUGGCGCUCAUGGCCUCGCUCUACGUCCACAUGUUCCUGCUGGCCCGGCUGCACAUGAGGAGGAUCGCCGUGCUGCCCGGGAACGCGCCCAUCCGCCAGCGAGCCAACAUGAAGGGGGCCAUAACCCUCACCAUCCUGCUGGGCGUGUUCGUGGUGUGCUGGGCGCCCUUCUUCCUCCACCUCAUCCUGAUGAUCUCCUGUCCCAGGAACCCCUACUGCGCCUGCUUCAUGUCCCACUUCAACAUGUACCUCAUCCUGAUCAUGUGCAACUCGGUCAUCGACCCGCUCAUCUAUGCGUUCCGCAGCCAGGAGAUGAGGAAGACCUUUAAGGAAAUCUUCUGCUGGCACAGCCUGCCAAACCUAUGCGUGUGCGAGUUCCCUGGGAAAUAUUGAACGGCUGAACAGCUGACCAUCUGUCGCAUCACCCACUGCGUUUUGACAAUUGCACUGGGUAGAAUCUUUCUCUGCAUUUCCUCACACGCAAAGAGGCAGCCAGGAUGUUUCGUCUCUAUAGUAUGAAGUGGCAUCUGUCUCUGUGACUCCUCACAUUAAAGGGAGAGGCGAGAUGUUGUGCUCAUAGAGGUAUUUGAUGCCCUCUUUCUAUGCCCUCUUUCUAACCAUCAUGCUCCAGGAAAUGGCUCUAAGUUAUAAAAAAUGUAGUCACUCAAAAUUGUCUUUGGUUACCAUGGUGUGAAUUACUUGUGAGGUAGAAAGGUUUACAAAAACCUUCUAAAAAAGCACAUCUUUCUCUUCAGCACAAUAAGGCAUGUGCUUUCUCUGUCAGGUUGUAUGUGCUGUUUUGAUGAAUAUUAAAUCAUAUUGUGAAAUAAUAUGAUGAUAUGACAAAGAAAUAUGCUUAAAAUAAAUACAUGACCAUAUAUAUUUAAGUCAUGAGAGAUAGCUGCCAUCACACUUUUAUAUACAACAUAUAGCACUUAAGUGGCAUAAUAUACAGUGUUUAGGUAAUUGAAAAUGAAAUUAUUUAAAUUGAUAGUGGUUUGCUACAAACAGAUCUACCUCCUGGAUAAAAAAAACAUUAUGUAGAUGUUGGAAAUUAGCACCUAUAUGCAGUAGGGUUCAUUACAUCUAAAUCCAUCUAAAACUGACAGAGCUUUGUGGAAGAAACAUAGAGCAGCAUGGCAAAAUGAAGCAAAGCAUUUUCCUUGGUCUAUAUUCAAAAAAUAAUAAUAUUGACACAAUAAAAUAAAUUAUCAAAGAUACCAAGCGUUGGCAAAAUGUUGUCUGUAACCAAUCAAAACUAUUAAUACAUGCUGGCAACAUUAAAUUAUGAGAUAAUGGAUAUAAAUGUGUUUUUAAAAAAAGCAUGCCAGAAAACUGUCUCAAAAUAAGCUAUCUUUUAAAUUACUACUGUUGAGAGUGAGUCUUGUCAAGUGAGUGAAAUGUAUAUUAUUUAAAUCUACCUUUGCUGCUUAUAUAAACUAGCUUAUGUUCAGAUGUCAAUUUCAAUAGGCACCAUUACGUGACAUAGAUAUGCCUAUACUUCUUCAUCAUUCAUCCUAAAUAUGCAUUUAAUAAGUGCUUUGAAAAAGAUUUGUAGUGUACAGUGUACAUGUUACUUCUUAUGUAGAAAUGUAAAGUGUAUUUUGCUGUUAUUUACACUCUCAAAAACUGUAAACCACAUAUGGGUUUUUAUGUUUAUAUUGUGUUGAAAAUUGUUGCUUGUGUCCUGGCCUCAAACAUAUUUAAAAUUGCACUUUAUUGUCAGCAAAAGUGUGGCAUAUAACAAGUUAUUGUAAUAAAAGAAUGUAAAGACUCUC
Molecule: messenger RNA, 2744 nt
Organism: Esox lucius (northern pike)
Lineage: Eukaryota; Metazoa; Chordata; Actinopteri; Esociformes; Esocidae
Product: melanocortin receptor 4-like
Exons: 1
Coding region: 349-1359 (336 amino acids)
Biological process (GO): G protein-coupled receptor signaling pathway
Cellular component (GO): membrane
Molecular function (GO): melanocyte-stimulating hormone receptor activity
Source: RefSeq, a predicted model, not a curated record